This is a messenger RNA of Pieris brassicae (large cabbage white), 2749 nucleotides long. It is a transcript of the gene tws, whose product is annotated as protein phosphatase PP2A 55 kDa regulatory subunit. Gene Ontology annotation, biological process: peptidyl-serine dephosphorylation. Gene Ontology annotation, molecular function: protein phosphatase regulator activity; protein binding. The coding region runs from base 95 to 1573 and encodes 492 amino acids. The record is from RefSeq and is a predicted model, not a curated record. NCBI's taxonomy places the organism in Eukaryota, Metazoa, Arthropoda, Insecta, Lepidoptera, Pieridae. Gene Ontology annotation, cellular component: protein phosphatase type 2A complex; cytosol. The transcript has 12 exons.
AUGUGACGAUUAAGACGUAAACAGGUUUUACAGACUAUAUUAAAAUAUACAAAUAAAAGUGCAUUUUGGGAAUUGAUAUGUUUUUAAAUUGAGAAUGGCCACAACGACAAUGGUGGUUUCGCCGUUGGCCACCCAAUCCCCGCCCAAAAACAAGAGACGCUUAUUUGCUGAGGCUCGCCAGAACAGUCUGCAUAAACUCAGCGUAAUUUUCGACCAUGGAAAUAAGAACGGCAAUGGUGGUGAGACAACGUGGUGUUUCAGUCAGGUCAAAGGCACGCUUGAGGAUGAUGUGACAGAGGCCGAUCUGAUAUCCUGCGUUGAGUUCAACCACGAUGGUGAACUGCUAGCCACGGGUGAUAAGGGCGGGCGUGUUGUUAUAUUUCAGAGAGACCCAGCAUCAAAGCAAUGUGUACCCAAAAAGGGAGAAUAUAAUGUGUACUCGACGUUCCAAUCACAUGAACCGGAGUUCGAUUACCUCAAGUCGCUUGAGAUUGAGGAGAAAAUCAAUAAAAUUAGAUGGCUCAAACAGAAGAACCAAGCUCAUUUUCUACUCUCAACUAAUGAUAAGACUAUUAAACUAUGGAAGGUGUCGGAGCGUGACAAGCGCGUGACGGGCUACAACACGCGUGAGGAAGGCGGUCGGCCGCGGGAUCCGGCGCGCGUCACGCAGCUGCGUGUGCCCACUGUCAGACCCGCUGAUCUCAUGGUCGAGGCCUCGCCACGACGGAUAUUUGCAAACGCGCACACGUACCAUAUAAACUCUAUAUCGUUGAACUCUGACCAAGAGACGUACCUCUCGGCUGAUGACCUGCGAAUCAACCUCUGGCACCUGGAAAUCACCGAUCAAAGCUUUAAUAUUGUCGACAUCAAGCCGGCUAAUAUGGAGGAGCUCACAGAGGUGAUCACGGCCGCCGAGUUCCACCCGACUGAAUGCAAUCUCUUUGUAUAUUCUAGUAGUAAGGGUACCAUCCGCUUGUGCGACAUGCGCGCGGCGGCGCUGUGUGACCGACACGCGAAGCUCUUCGAGGAGCCAGAGGACCCACAGGCAAGGUCCUUCUUCUCGGAGAUCAUCUCUUCCAUUAGCGAUGUCAAGCUCAGCAACUCUGGCAGAUACAUGAUGUCUAGAGAUUAUUUAGGUUUAAAAGUUUGGGAUUUUAGAAUGGAAACUAAACCCGUAGAAACAUAUCCAGUGCAUGAAUACCUCCGAUCAAAAUUGUGCUCUUUGUAUGAGAAUGACUGUAUCUUCGAUAAGUUUGAAUGCUGCUGGAGUGGAGAUGAUCACAGGCUUAUGACCGGCUCCUAUAAUGGAUUCUUUAGAAUAUUCGAGCGUAGCGGCGGCGGCGGUCGUCGUAACGAGCUGACGCUUGAAGCGUCACGUGAGGCCGCAGCUCGACCGAGACAGCCUUUGCGCGCGCGUCGGGUCGCCACCACCGCUAAGAGGAAGAAGGAUGAAAUCAGCGUAGAUUGCCUCGACUUCAUCAAGAAGAUUCUGCACACGGCGUGGCAUCCUCACGAAAGCAUCAUUGCCGUUGCCGCCACCAACAAUCUCUUCAUCUUCCAGGAUAAGUACUAGCGCGUCACCGUUACCGAGGAAUCCUUUACCGAAGUUACAGUAACGGGGGACUUCGUUACCGUAUCUAUAGUUAUCGUUAGUAAAAGUACAGCUACCGUAACGGAGGCUAUCGUUACCGAUCGGACCGUAACUAGAGUUAUGGUAACUAUGGCAACCGUUACCCAGGUUACCUUAGCUAAAGUGACAGUGGAUAUAGUAAAGCUAACCGAGCAUCCGGGCCUCACGUGAUGUAUACUUUGUACUGAGUUUUAUAUACAGGAUGUUUUACAGCUUAUAUUCGUUGAUAUUAAUUUUUAAUUGACUAAUUUAUUUUUUUGGAAGAAGCGUAUAAAGAUCAUAUCAUGUUUUUAAAUGUAAAUCGGAGAGGCAAAGUUUCCGUUGCAAAAAACGGUUGUAGAAAAAACGUAUUAAAAAUGUCUUUAUUUUAUAACUGUAAAACUCAGUACACAAAUGCUAAAUAUAACCGCCAUAACCGCUUUGUUUAAAAUUUGCGUCCAAACGUGUAGUCCAUAUCUCGAGAUUGAACUAAUCUUGAGUUCGCACUCAAGUCGGGCGAUGCCAUUUUUUCCAUCUUUUUUAAAUCAGUGUUUAUAAUUUUAACUGAAUGUAAAAAGUCAGACUGACUUAAGUAACUAUUUAUCUUCUCUUGCAAAAAAUCUUAAAAUGUUUGUCUCUUAUAAUUAAAAAAAACUGUACUCUUCAUAUUUAUUUCUCUUGAGGAAAACUUCAUUGAUUAAUUUCAAUUCUGUUUAAAUUUCGAAUGGGAAUUUCGUGCUUUAGUGUGUACUUGAGAUUAGGUUCAGAUCUGAGAUCGCCCCGAACGCUUUAAAGAUAGAAUAAGUAGGAGAAUCGAAUAUAUUAUUGUUAGUAUUUGCUUUUUAAUCUGUGGGAUAGUUGUACUGUUUAUGACAUAAAUUGAUAAAAUGGCUUGUUUUUAUUAACGUAUAUACAAAACUUAAACUAAGCAGCUGUAUUUGACUACAGCAGGUCCUAUAUAAGUGCUAAAUUUGGGGGUGCAAAUUAUAUAGCAAAUAACUGUCAAAAGCAAAUUGAAAACUGGUAAAAUGUUAAAACCAGCAGUUUUGGCCUAGUGGCUUCAGCGUGCGACUCUCAGCGGCCCCAGCUGUGCACCAAUGGAAUUUAUUUCUAUGUGCUCAUUUAAUAUUAGCUCGAACG